AUCUGUCUGUCAGUUAAGUGAAGUCACAAAGGUGGUGUUCAGCCGUCUUUGACAGGUAUGAUGUCGCCAACGAGAGGACCACGGCGACCGACAAUGCUACAUCGAACGGGACAGGAGUGAAGCCUGUAGAUGUAGCCUAGCUGCCUGCUAGCCAAAGAGAGGUUGCCAUUGUUUGAGUUGUUGGCUAACAUGGCAACGAAAGCUAAUGUUUGCAGCGUCCGCUAGUCGGGCUUCACUAUAGACGAUAUUGGUGUGGUCAUCCUGCAUGAUGUGUGACAGUCGUGAGUCCAGUGAGCAGUGUCUGUCACUUGCUCUCUCAUCUUGGGCCAAUACCCUCAUUUCACUGUGUCGCUGAAUUCUCUCUCCCCCAACCUGCCAAGAUGACCAAUAGGAAGGAGCCACCCUUCUUUAAUGACGACAGUGUGGGAGCUUUUCAUUAUAAGCUUCCUUUCUAUGACACUAUGGAGCUCUUCAUAGAGACCCUGACAGGGACUUGUUUUGAACUGCGUGUGUUGCCUUUUGAGGCUGUCAUUUCAGUCAAGGCAAAGAUCCAGAGGCUGGAAGGUAUCCCUGUUGCUCAGCAACACCUCAUCUGGAACAAUCUGGAGCUGGAUGAUGAACAUUGUCUACAUGACUAUGGCAUUGCAGAGGGCUGCACUUUGAAACUGGUCUUAGCUAUGAGGGGAGGUCCAAUUAACACCAGGAAAGUUACCAUGGAGGAUCCUAUCAAAGAGGCUGCUGACCCAAUGGAGAGCACAAAGGAAACGGGUUGGGAAAAAAGCCUGACCAACAAGCAGGUCACAUUCGUGGUCUAUCGUGAGGGUGACCAGCUAAAUUUCUUCCGUGUGGUUGACAAGGGAGAUGGCACCCUGACCCCUCUGUCUGAAUCUCUGAGUGGUGGCUCGUUGUACAAUGUGUACACCGAGGAGGAGGAUGGAGAGCAUUCUGCAGCUGUGCAGCAGAGUCUCGAGAACUCCAUCACCAUGAACAAAAUGAAGCUGCUCAAAGCCAAGAUGGAGGACAUGAACCUCAACAAGAAACCGAAGAAGUCCACAAAGGUAAAACCACGGCCUCCUGUCAGCCCACAUCCCUGCGGUGGCUCGAUAGGACCUUCCAGCACACGACACCAUCAUCGCCUGUUUCAUGCACUCCCCCAGAUCAACCAGUCUCGGCAGUCAAAUCCACAACUACCUCCAAUCAUUGAUCAUGAAUCCAUAGACCCCUCCUCAUCCUCUGCUGCUACAGCCGCUGCCCACAUGUCCAUCGCUAGACGGCCUCCUCCCUCAUUCUCCUCAUCCUCUUGUUAUAUGCUUCAAGAGGAGGAGCCAUGGGAGACCUGCCCGCCAUUUGCAAAGAUUCGUCCCCCUCCCAAAGUUUCACGGUUGGACAUCGGCAGCACCAGGUUGAUGAGGGAUUGUGUGUACCCUCAGCUCCCUCCAUUGUGUACCAGAGGGCCACCUGAAGCCACCUUUGACCCAGUUGAGCCAGCAGGGGAGGCAGUCAGGCUGGAUUUGUUAGAGGAAGCUGCUGGGCUGGUGGCACCAGCACAGCCUAGAGCUUCAUUAGGUAAACUGUCAGACUCCCUAAAUCUGGAUGUCCCUACACAACCAGAGGGAGGUUGUCGGUCUGGCGAUAUUGGGGCUCAACGCCAGCUGCCCGUCUCCCCAUCCCCGCUCAGUACCUGGACACUUGGGACAAGUGAUACUCUCACCAGCAGUGCUGAUAGGACACAGCUUGGCACUUCAUUUCAUAUUGGCCCUCCCUCUCAAAUACCUGCCUCCACUUCACCAUCCACUUCAACCAGACCGCUGCCUCAACCUUUUGACUCCACUCUCUCCUGUUUACAGUCCAACCUUCAAGCACAAUCCUCAGCACAUGUGAAGCCAGGCGACGCAUCCCUUCACCCCUCCACCUCAUCAAUUCAUCCACCACGUUUUCGUGGCAUUAAAGUGGAGUCACCUGGCAAGAGACCAGAGCUGAUCUCCAAGAGGGAAGCAAGAGGCAUCACUAAAAUGACCAACCAAUCCUGUACAGAGCCAGUGGCCUCUCUGAGCAACUCUGAGCUCUUGACUUCUCUCUCCACAAGGGCUCCCAACAGCAGCAGCAGGGACAGCCUUAGAGAGCCUCUGGGACUUGCAGUCUCAUUGCCCCCUCCUGCUGUCUCAGGACAGGGCAGACUUGGCUCCAAGCUGCCAUUCAUCCCAACUAAUAGGCUCCUUCAAGAAGAUAUCAUAAGACAAAUGUCACCAGUGCACCAAGCAGCAUCCUCUUACAAGGCCAACACUCUGGCAUCAACUGGGGGAGUCGUGACUGCAUUCGGGAGAAUAGGUACUCCAACAUACCAUCUACCUCCAGUCAAGGCCCCCACAGGCAACAAGAAGAAGAGCUCAAAGUACUGCUUCCUUUGUGGCAAGAAGACAGGCCUAGCCACCAGCUAUGAGUGCAGGUGUGGUCACAACUUUUGCGCCACCCACCGCUACGCAGAGACGCAUGAUUGCACUUACGACUACAAGAGUGCAGGACGGCGAUUUCUGCAAGAGACCAACCCUCUUAUCAGUGCUCCCAAGCUGCCUAAGAUCUAGACCCUACAACCUGCACAUAGAAGACCACAGGUUAAACAGACUGAAUAGAAGAGAUUCUCCCUUCACUUCUAGCAGAAAUCCAAACGUAUUCACCACUGUGUGCUUUUUUUUAAGUCAGCUGAGUUUACUUAAAAUUUAAGUAAAAUAUUCCAUAAAGCCAAGUGUGAACACACAAGUAGACUGAAAUGGCACAGAGCUAAUUGUGACCUCUUCACAAUGAAGUUUGUUGUUUUUAUCCGUUACCUUUUUUUCUGCUGCAUCAAAACAAAACAAGAAACUGCAUGUAUGUAGGUAGUUUUUGCUUAAUAUAUCGGAUGCACGUUCAGAUAUCUGUUUCUAGUUUUGCCAGCUUUGUUUUUUUUUUCUUAAACCAGGACUGCUGUUGACUUUUAAUUUGACAAAUCUUUGACAGAUGCACUUUAGAAAUAUCAUAUUUAUAAGUUUGACUUUGCUCAUUGUGCGGGGGAAGGA
Molecule: messenger RNA, 3053 nt
Organism: Monopterus albus (swamp eel)
Lineage: Eukaryota; Metazoa; Chordata; Actinopteri; Synbranchiformes; Synbranchidae
Gene: zfand4
Product: zinc finger, AN1-type domain 4
Exons: 11
Coding region: 381-2582 (733 amino acids)
Molecular function (GO): protein binding; zinc ion binding
Source: RefSeq, a predicted model, not a curated record